GCAGCAGCCUUGCUGGAACGCUGCCUGUGAGCUGCUCCACAGAACCACAAUGAGGUAUCUUUGUGUACAGUGAAGCAGAUCAAAACAGGAAAGUUGCUGCAUGCUAAUGGGAGGUGAGAUCUCCUUGCUUUCGGUGUGAACUUGUUUCGUCUAGGAAUCCCAACGGAACAUUAAAAGAAAUUGCUUCCAGAAAAGAAAUUCUCUUUGGUUUGUCAUUCGGAUUCUGAGAGAGUGUUGGGGAAUUCUCAAACUGUUGUUACAGACUCGGUAAUCUCUAGAAAGAAUGCACAGUGUGGCUAGUUGCAGUGCAUCCCUGGGAUCUCUGGGAUUGAUGCAACUCUUUGGGGUUUCCUGGACCUGGAGUAUUGCUGCAAGCUUUGGCAUUUAUCUGGGAAGUGGAGGAUGGAGGUUUAUUCGGAUACUGUUAAAAACUGCACCAAGAGAUCUCUUUGGUCUGAUGUUGCUGCUGAGGGUUAAGUUAGCUGUGUGGAAACACCAACGAGAAGACAGCACCAUCCCGAAGAUCUUUCAAGAUACAGUGCAGAGACACCCAGAUAAGGUGGCCCUCAUUUAUGAAGGGGUUGACAAAAAGUGGACUUUCAGGGAUCUUGAUGAGUAUUCCAAUGCCGUGGGCAACUUUCUGCAGGAGCAGGGCUAUGGUCCAGGUGAUGUCAUUGCGUUGUUCAUGGAGAGUAGGCCGGAGUUUGUCGGUCUGUGGCUCGGCAUGGCUAAAGUCGGAGUGGAGGGUGCACUGCUUAACUUCAAUCUCCGCCUCGAUGCACUCACUCACUGCCUGUCUGUGUCGGGGGCCAAAGCCAUUAUCUUUGGUGCAGAGAUGAGUGAUGCCCUGUUAGAAGUGAAUGGGAUCCUAGGGAAAAAGGUUCAGAGAUUCUGCAGUGGAAACUGGGAUCCAAGCAAAGUUGCAGCUGGCACGGAGCACCUCGAUCCCCUGCUCAGUGCAGCUUCCAAAUACCCACCGUCUGCUCCACCUGAAAUUGGAUUCAUGGAUCGCCUUUUUUACAUCUACACAUCUGGCACCACUGGUAUGCCUAAAGCUGCCAUUGUCGUACACAGCAGGUACUACAGGAUGGCUGUGUUUGCUUAUUAUGGAUUCCGAAUGCGGCAUGAUGAUAUUAUUUAUGACUGUCUGCCCCUGUAUCAUUCAGCAGGCAAUAUAGUGGGUGUGGGACAGUGCCUGCUGAAUGGCCUGACUGUUGUGAUCAAAAAGAAGUUCUCGGCCAGUCGAUUCUGGGAUGACUGUGUGAAGUACAACUGCACUAUUGUCCAGUACAUUGGCGAGAUCUGCCGGUAUCUCCUUAACCAACCGGUCCACCAGGCUGAAACCCAGCACAACGUCCGUAUGGCGAUUGGUAAUGGCUUGAGACCCUCUGUCUGGGAGUCCUUCACCAGCCGCUUCCGCAUCAAGCAGAUGGCAGAGUUCUACGGGGCAACUGAGUGCAACUGUGCCAUCGCCAACCUCGACGGCAAGGUAGGCGCCUGUGGCUUUAACAGCCGUAUUUUGCCCCAAGUCUACCCUAUCCGUCUGUUGAAGGUUAAUGAAGACACGCUCGAGCUUAUCCGGGGUCCCAAUGGGCUGUGUAUCCCCUGCAAACCAGGUACUUUCAAAAUCCAGAAGACAAGAUUGCGAAAAGAAGGUUUUGACUUGCAUCAGACAAGUGACACACUGUACUUCCUGGAUUCCAAACUGGGGAAGUACAUCCUCCUUGACAAGAAAGUUUAUGACACUAUCCUGGCUGGAAAUUACCACCUAUAGUUUAAGAAAGCGAGUACUGGGGAGCUAACAAUUUUUUUUUUAAAUUACCUGGAAAAAGAUGAAGGAAGGGCUUGACUUAUAUGAAGAGUUGAAUCCAAACCUCCCCGGAGCAAGAAAACAAAAGGCCCUGUGAAAUGAAACUCCACUUCGCCAAGUUUAGAGAGCUGGGUGUGAUCCCUUCUGAGUACUCUUUGUCAUAUAGAGCGAACUCUGGUUUCUCAAAGUGACUGUUGGAAUGGCUCUAAAGUUGGGCUCCAAUCUACACUCAGUGCCCACUGUUCCAAUGUCCUAUCAAGAAUUCAUAAAUUAGAAGAAACAAUACUGAUGCUAGAGGAGGAGGGAUGGACAGAUCCAAUUCCUUUUCACGAGGCUAUUAAACUUCCGUACAGCCUACUUCAUCUGCUCCAUUGUGCCCUUACAAAUAAGCCGUGCUCACAGAGUCCAGACGUUGCACUAAGUUGUUAACUCUCUACAGGAACACUGGUUUCAAACGUGAGCAUUAACAAUUUUUUCUCCCUUCCCCCUCACUCCAGUCAGCCCACAGUCAACCAUUCUGUGUUAAACCUCCAAUCUCUCCAUUAUCUGAUUUUUAAAAAAUUAAUUUACGUGCUCUUGCUAUCACAGAGCGGUCACUAUACAGAAGGAAGCCCCAGUCAUGGUUAUUGUCACCAUGUGCUCCCUUCCUCCUUCCACCCUGACCUCUGAACGUGGCUUUCUCGCAUGUAACUGCAAGUGGUUGGGGAGACUUUUUUGUGUUGUUGCAGGGAGGUGAAUGAGAUUCUGUGGCCCAGAUUGCCCCAGGUGAAUUCUUCACAACAAUGAGUGUGGCUCAUUAACCUGUUACAACAGUGUCUGUGCAUUCACUGCGCUGUUUUGAGAGGGGCUGACAAAGGCUUCAUUCACUAUUCAGUGGUCCGCAGCUGGAAACUAAACAGAUUUCUUCCUUAAAAUGGUUAGGGCGUUAAUGCUCAACAUGGCCAACUAUGUUUUCUCAGUGUAUGGUGAAUGAAAACAUUGAAGGGAAAUGAUUUGUUGAGUUUGAAGUAGUUUGACCAGAGUUCUUGCCAGUUAAUCUCUUUGUAUUCCUACAUCUAUUGAUCCACAAUAGAUGAAAUACAUACACUAACGGGGGCUUAUAUGAUUUGUGUGUUGAAACAAAAUAUAUCCUUCGCUCUUGCCCAUCAUUUCCUUCCCCCACCCCCUUUUCUGUUUGCCACUCAUAAAAACUCCAAAAAUAUUACCUGAACACUUUUUAAAGUUUUAAAAUAAUUUUUGUGUUAAAUCGGGGUAAUCUCAUUAAUCUGCACCCACAUUUUGACAGUCAAAAGGCAAACUUUCCAUUUACGGUUAACAAAACCCGACCUGCUACGUCAGGGACCACAGUCCCAGCAGUUCUCGACUCUGGGGUCAGUCCCUGGCUUUGCUGCAAGGCGGGGUACCCUAGGUACAGUGUGCGUACCUGCCUUCCAGUCUCCACGUAGUGAGCUUUGAAUUCUGUCUUUGCCACACUGUAUAGGCGUUGACUGGAAGAUUAGGCUCUGUCCUAGUAGAGGAGGGAAAGUAAAAGUGUUCUGAUGCGCGUUUGAUUGCUCUGGGACUGUUUCACUCCCUAAUAGAAUGAAUUUGCUAUUCCCCUCGCUAGACAAGAUGGGCAAACAAUGCUGAUUCCUUGCUCUGGUGCCAACUCCAUAACAGAAGCUGCUGUAAACACAGGCCCAGUGACACCUGGAACAGAACUACACUACGAGCACAGACAUUGAAGGGAAAUGCUGCCAUUAGCAUUCGCUGUCACUAUUACUUUAAAUGUUUCCCGACAGACCAAGCCCUGGGCUAUGCAUUACUAUUACCUCAAUUAAGUUAGAACAGCUCAGUUGAAGUGUAUAAACGCUAGUGUAGAUUUGCCUCUGUUCUUUUCCCCUCUCUCUACGUCCAUCAGAGAUACUUCCUCCUAAUGAUUCCCUGCUCCGUCCCGAUUCCUAGCUAACUCCUUGUUGGUAAGAUGUUCUUCACUCGUGUGUGUGUGGGGUUUUGAUUGCUGUCACUCUGGCAGGAGUAGUAACUGGACAAUAAUCAGGAAUGGUACAGCCUACCUGGAACUUUACCCCCUAAUUCAGGGUCACAGGGCUCAUUGGAUGUGCGAUUGAUGCUAUCCUCAUCACAGUUGGCUAAUUCCACACAACGGCGACUAACUGCUUUAAAUAGACCAGUUAAGUCAGUGCUGUGUUCUCUCUAACUAUCCACAGUCUGGCCAUACUUUGAGCAGCCUCGUUUGCAUGAAACAGAAUUAUCUCUGGUCGCUGAUACCCUCUCAACUGUUAACUGUCUGCAUGUUUUCCCCACUCGCCAAGUAACUGAGUCAGCAAAGUGUUUCCGAGGUUAGUGCGAGACUAUUCUCAACCUAAAAGGAGCAGUCAGCAAUGGGAGGUUUCUUACGGAUGGUGCAAAUGAUUUCCUGUGCAGCUCAGUGAGAUAGCAGUGUGCUGCAUCAUAGGAAACUCUUUAAUCGUUACAUUUAGGAACCGGCACAAGAGUCUAGUUUAUUAAAAUUUGCCAAGUCUUGCACUGCAGCCUGUCUGCCCUGCAACAGUACAGCCCCAUCUGAAGAAUGGCCUGUGUGAGGCCCCGUUGUUAUUUUUCUAGGGGUCAGGACAUUAGCAGGCGAUCACAGCAUCCUUGCUGCAAUUCAGCACACACAAAUAACCCGGAAUCCCUUCUGCUCGUCCCUAGACCCGAAACAUGGCUGGGGACCAACAGAACAUGCCUGGGACAUGGGGAAAGAAAGGGGUUGGGGGGAGCUGGAGAUGGUGAUUAAGGUUCCAUCUCCUAAAUUGCCCAGGGUUUUAUUUAAGGGGAGAGAGGGGCAGGGCAAAGUCAGAGCCCAGGCCCCAAUGUGCGGACCAAGCUACGAGGCUCCUGCCUGUACUUUCCUCACUUCUACUUCAUAGACAUUAUUAGUGGCGGCAGGGUUACAAAAUGUUUCUAUGAGUACACCUUUUGGUCCACUUGAAUUAUGCUUGUGUGUCACUAUUAGAACCUAAACUCUGGAAUUAAAGGGAUUUUAUUUUUAGCAAAAUCUUGAUAAUUUAUGAAUCUAAUGCAAGACUAGUCAAAGACACUAGUAAUGAGUUCUGAAAGCUAACACCCUUUAAAGAAAUAUAUUUUCUUAAUAUACAGAAUGUGAAAAUUCUCAUAUAAGGAAUAUUAAAAGCUCAUAGGAUUUGUCUUGUUGUUCUGGUUUAUCUGCUGUGAGGAUGCUAUUGGAAGGUACAGAUUUGCUAUAGGGCUCAGCAGAAUUAAAAUGCAUUUCAGUUUCCUAAUAUCUUUGGAUUGUACUGAUUGGAGAAGCACAAAUGAAACUUUUUAACAGGAACAAUGUAUUUGAGCCACCUGUUAAUGAGUAAAUAUGGGGUGUUCUGACUCAAAGAAUGGUAUACAAGGUGAGAAACCUUGAUGUUUAGAAGUAACAAGAGUGAUACAUAAAUCCGAAGCAAUGGUUUUGUUAGAGUAUCAGUUUCCAUCCGUGUCACAGAUUGGUGCGUCAACGUUAAUUUUCCUCGACAUGUUUUAACCAUAUUGGUCACACCUGCCUAUACCUGUGAACAUGUUGCAGUACCAGAGUGUUGUAUUCUUCUGUCUUACUUGGUAGAAGUGCCAUUAAACAUUGUGUGCCUUAAA
Messenger RNA from Rhincodon typus (whale shark), 5449 nucleotides. Its product is annotated as long-chain fatty acid transport protein 1. Gene Ontology annotation, cellular component: mitochondrial inner membrane; plasma membrane. NCBI's taxonomy places the organism in Eukaryota, Metazoa, Chordata, Chondrichthyes, Orectolobiformes, Rhincodontidae. The record is from RefSeq and is a predicted model, not a curated record. The transcript has 10 exons. The coding region runs from base 284 to 1774 and encodes 496 amino acids. Gene Ontology annotation, molecular function: long-chain fatty acid transmembrane transporter activity; fatty acid transmembrane transporter activity; long-chain fatty acid-CoA ligase activity. Gene Ontology annotation, biological process: phosphatidylcholine biosynthetic process; positive regulation of heat generation; adiponectin-activated signaling pathway.